GACGCCUCCGGCUCCUGCCCUUCCACGCGAGGCGCAGCUCGAGAGACGCAGCCGUUGCUGCGCGUAUGGCUGUGCAGUCCACCGCUCCGUCGCUCCCGCCGCCGCCGAAAAACUACAUCCAGCGCGCGCGCACGCAGCAGCGGAACCUGACGGCAAGAGCAGCAGAGGUCGGCUCGGCAGUAGGUCGGUCGUCGGCCAACCUGAUUAGCGAGGUUGGCUACGCGGCGAGGUCUGUGGCGCCCGAGUCGCUGGUGCGAGCGUACAAGGUGUGGCCGACGAAGAACGUCUUCUGCUGCUGGGGCUUCCUCAUGACCGGCCCGGUCGAGGACGUCGGCCCAAACAGCUGCGCGUGGACGUCGCUGCUCACGCCGAUGGCGAUAUUCUUCUACACGUGGAGCGACAUCCUGUGGGACCCGUCGCACGUGCCGCCGGUGUACUCGUACUUUUGCUGUCUCGCCUUCGCCUCCGCCGUCUUUUGGUUCUCCGUCACCUCCUUCACCGACCCCGGGAUCAUCCCGCGUGGGCCAAAGCCGUCGGGCCCGAUGCCGCCGCAGCGGACUCGGACGGACGAGCGGGGGGCGACGGUGUACGAGACGUGGUGCAGCACGUGCAACGUCUACCGCCCGCCCCGCUCGAGCCACUGCUCCGACUGCGACAACUGCGUCCGCGACUUUGACCACCAUUGCCCGUUCACCCGCAACUGCAUCGGCGCGCGCAACUACGGACCCUUCGUCAUGUUCCUCUCGUCGACCUGCCUCUCGCUCGCCGUCGUGCUCAUCUCCGCGCUCGCCCUCCCCACGCGCGUGCCGCCGCACCCGGGCGCCCUGGACCCGCACUCGACCGGGCUGCGCGGCCUCGCGUCGACCGUGUCGGUCGUCUUUUGCGCCGUCAUGGCGGCACUCCUCUUCUCCUUCACCGCAUACCACGUCUCGCUCAUCUGCGCGGGCAUGACCACCAAGGCCUCGCGAGAUGGGGCCGAGAUCUGCCGAGAGAUGGGCCGAGAGAUGGGCCGAGAGAUGGGCCGAGAUGGGCCGAGAGUAUGCCGUGUGCCAUGA
Molecule: messenger RNA, 1055 nt
Organism: Emiliania huxleyi CCMP1516
Lineage: Eukaryota; Haptophyta; Isochrysidales; Noelaerhabdaceae
Exons: 2
Coding region: 66-1055 (329 amino acids)
Biological process (GO): protein targeting to membrane; peptidyl-L-cysteine S-palmitoylation
Cellular component (GO): endoplasmic reticulum; Golgi apparatus
Molecular function (GO): protein-cysteine S-palmitoyltransferase activity
Source: RefSeq, a predicted model, not a curated record